AUUUGCCCUGCGCCCCUUUGCACUGGAAAAGCUUCGCCCGUGAUGAUAGGUUUGAGCGUAACUUGCUUGGCAGGUACGAGGAGUAAGACGAGCGACGGGGAGUUCUUUCACGAGGGUCUGUUGACGUAUUAGUUCCGCUCUUUGACCCAGUUGUUGGUUGGAACUCGGCGUCUUUGUCUGAAGAGCAGGGCGUGUACUCUGUAGAGUCGUAGGAUUUGUUCGUUUGGGAGCCGAUGUUGGGUUGUCUAUGUCAGAGAUCGGCAACAUUGAGCCGAUGUCUGGCUAGGGACAGGCCUAUUUCGAGGCUGAGCGCGAUGAGAAAACGUAUAUCCUUGACUGUGAUUGUAUCCGUAUCGUGUUUUGGUAUUAAUAAGUACGAUGAACCCACGUGUGUGGUGCCUGGUCGAAAUUUGAAGCGCUAUCUCCUACUUUUUGUCUCUGCUUCCGUUUCUCUUGAUUGUUUCUGCAAUAAAUCUGAAAAGCAAAUAAUUCUGACAACAAAGAGCGACGUAUAUGAAGCUUCCUGCUCUCAUACACAGAUCGAUCACAAUCACUACCUAAUAAGUGAAGGCAGUCGCAACUAACAAGCUCGAAUCAGAUCAGCUUUCGCUUGCACCAACAGGAAGGAAGUUGUUCGACCAGCCACUUGCCCAAAACGUGCUAUUCGACUUGUCUUGUGAGACCUCCUCAUCAUCGAGCUCUCUCUUUCCAGCCUCUCAAGACACCGAGUUUCUUUUUCUUUCCUUUCGGUGUCUUUUUCUUCUCCUCCCUCUUUUUGGACUCUCAAACUUUUUUCUCCCUGCUCUCCCUUGGAUAAUACGUCACUCGAAGACACGAGAGUUUGGGUCUAGCUCCAGGUGGCUUUUUACACUAUUUACGCGCCGUAUCGUGUCUCCGACGACAGUCAGCAAGCCACCGAUCACUUCCUACUCCUCCCAAUCUCGAGAAACGAAAUCGAAGUGUUGUUUACUUUUAAACUGAGACACUCGAAACAAUGGCGGGAUCAAAUGAUCUGGAGGCCAACAACAGGAUGUCGCGUGGGUCUGAGGCUGUCGACAAUGGAUUCUCAGAAAAGCCUCUAAACCAGGGAACAGGUUCAGGAAUACACGCCUCCGUCUACAUAAUAACAUGGAUUUUCUUUUCCAAUACCACGAUUCUCUUCAACAAGUGGCUAAUCGACACUGCUGGAUUCCGAUAUCCUAUCAUCCUCACAACAUGGCAUCUUGUCUUUGCAACAAUAGCAACGCAGCUACUUGCUCGUACUACUUCUCUUCUCGAUUCACGCCACUCACUCCCAAUCACUCGACGACUCUACAUAAGGACCAUCCUCCCCAUCGGCGUCCUCUACUCGGCUUCGCUCGUCUUCUCCAACAUCGUGUACCUCUACUUGUCUGUUGCGUUUAUUCAGAUGCUCAAAUCUACCGGCCCUGUCUGCACUCUCGUGGCUUCGUGGGUGUGGGGUGUCGCUCAGCCGGAUAGUAAGACGUUUGGCAACAUCAUGCUCAUUGUUGCUGGUGUCGCCAUUUCCAGUUUUGGAGAGAUCGAGUUCUCCUGGUGGGGGUUUCUCUUUCAGAUGUGCGGCACCAUUGCAGAAGCCGUGCGUGUUGUCAUGAUCCAGGUCAUGCUCAGCGCUGAGGGUCUCCGUAUGGAUCCUCUUGUCGGCCUCUACUAUUACGCACCUGUCUGCACCCUUAUGAACAUGUUCGUUGUCUUGUUUAGUGAAGGCCCCCGAUUUAAAUGGGAAGAUGCAGCUCAAGCCGGGUAUGGCGUACUGCUUGCCAAUGCUUGCCUUGCAUUCUUCUUGAAUGUCAUCAGCGUUUUCCUUAUCGGUAAAACAUCAGGACUUGUCAUGACUCUGAGUGGUAUUCUUAAGAGCAUCCUUCUCGUGGCUGCUUCUGUUUUGCUUUGGGGUACUCACAUCUCCCUUACACAAACACUGGGAUACGCCGUUGCCCUUAUGGGUCUUGUUCUAUAUUCGAUCGGUUACGAACAACUUCUCAACAUGUGGGAAGAAGCGGUUGCAUGGGGUACCGGUUCCCUGAAUCGAGAGGGCGAGAUGUCUCCUACUUUACGCAAAGGCAUCAUGAUUGGAUGUUUGGGUUUCAUCACUGUGAUAAUUGCUGGCGCGUUAUGGCAUUAUCAUGGGUUAUCUAGCGAGCAUGUAACUCGGGUGACCUCGUCGUGGUUUGCCCAUUGAUGACGAUUUCACUUAGGCAUUAUAUAGACUUUUAAUAAUGAUCAAGCGUUUUAAUGAAAUUAAUUGUCCCAUCAG
Molecule: messenger RNA, 2272 nt
Organism: Fusarium verticillioides 7600
Lineage: Eukaryota; Fungi; Ascomycota; Sordariomycetes; Hypocreales; Nectriaceae
Exons: 5
Coding region: 995-2197 (400 amino acids)
Cellular component (GO): trans-Golgi network; endosome; Golgi apparatus
Molecular function (GO): antiporter activity
Source: RefSeq, a predicted model, not a curated record